Periophthalmus magnuspinnatus is the source of this 2081-nucleotide messenger RNA. RefSeq names its product G protein-coupled receptor 184 (gene gpr184). Gene Ontology annotation, molecular function: G protein-coupled receptor activity. The transcript has 3 exons. Gene Ontology annotation, cellular component: membrane. Gene Ontology annotation, biological process: G1/S transition of mitotic cell cycle; negative regulation of G2/M transition of mitotic cell cycle; G protein-coupled receptor signaling pathway. The coding region runs from base 267 to 1295 and encodes 342 amino acids. The record is from RefSeq and is a predicted model, not a curated record. Lineage: Eukaryota; Metazoa; Chordata; Actinopteri; Gobiiformes; Gobiidae.
CCAGACACCCUCCUCCCAACAUGUGCACUCUUUGCUCUUUUGGUCUGCAUGCUCGUCCUGUCACAGCACACUUGACUGACCUCCUUCAACUUACAUUUUUCUUGUUCUUCAGCUGAGAGACACAGUUGUGAAGUCUCUGGAGUUCACCUAAGAGGAUGCCAAACGUGAAACCGACAUAGAAUGUGAAUGAGUCGUCCAGCAAGAGUCAACUAACCUUUACCAAACUAGGACAGAGUAAAACAGUUGAAUUUCUAACCAUUCAAGAAAUGAUGAACAGUACAACGAAACCCAACUCGACUGGAGCCUGUGUCAAAAUUGGCGAGAGCGCUAUCAGUGACUUCUUGAUGUCAGUGUACAUUUUGGCUUUUAUAUUAGGUUUGAUUUUUAAUUUUUUAACUUUGGGCCCUAUCAUCCAACAAGUGUGGCGGAAGAAUGUGCUUGGGAUCUUCUUGUUAAGCCUGUCCAUCUCUGAUCUGCUCUUCAUCUUUACCAUGCCCCUCUGGAUCAACUACUAUAAACAAGAUCACCACUGGAAGUUGGGGCCACUCUCAUGUAGCAUUGCAGGGUUCUUUUAUUAUUCCAACAUGUACAUUAGUAUCUUUUUGCUCUGCUGUAUCUCUGUAGACCGCUGCCUCGUGGUCACAUACCCCCUUCGCUCCAAAACCCAUCGGACGUCUUGUUACGCUUGGCUUCAGUGCUUGGGAGUAUAUACCAUAGUAACGCUACUGCAUGGUAUGGUGCUGUACUAUGAUGACUUGUCCGACGCACACGAUGAAGUCAACGGCAAUGACAGGUGCUACGAAACCUUCCCAAUGACAGAUGCUAUUGUUUUGUUCAACAUGAUCAGGGUAGGAAUUGGGUUUGUGCUCCCCCUACUGAUCCUGGCCCUAAGCUACUGGAAGAUACUAGCCACAGUGGGGCAGAGUCCUGGUUUAAGCGUUCAAGCUAAAAGGAAAGUGAGAUUGUUGUCGUUUGGUGUGAUAGGCAUCUUCUCCGUCUGUUUUGCGCCCUAUCACAUCCUCCUCCUUGUACGCUCUUUGGUUUUCUAUAACAGCUCAACCACAGAUUACAGCAGUAGUUAUUGUCAGUUCGAGCAGAAAAUGCACUUUUACUUUUCUUGCACACUGGCUCUGUCUAGUCUCAACUGUGUGGUGGACCCGGUGCUGUAUGUAUUGGUCAGUAAUGGGGUUCAGAACGAAGUGAAGACCUGUUGUAGCAGAAAAACAAGGUCAGAGGCUGAGGAUUGUGUAUUGACAGCACAGAUGAGCAAAUGUAAAAAUAUAGAUCAUACAUGAUAUUAUAUUUAUAUAAGAAUAUCCAAUAAAAUGUAUAUAAAAUAUCAAAUAUAUAAUAUAAACCUAAAAAUACAUUGCAUUUGCAUGUUCUGUCUGUGUGGGCAAGCUUCUUCAGUGAGUUAUUCCUAUCAACAUGGCAUGCUGCUCACUAACAGAUUACAGUGGCUGGGUAAUCUGAUGGGUCAAAUAACAGCAAAGUUUCCUAAUGAGCAGUUCUCUCCAAAUGCUACCCUCUCUCCAUUUGUCUUGGCUUAGGACUGACUCAAGGCUGUAUUAAUAAACAUAUGUUGGGAUCAUAGCCAAAUAAGGGUUGCUCUGUCAGACACUUGUUUGUAUAUUCAAAGUGUUGCUAUGAAUUAUGUAUGGCAAACCUCAAUCUCGGACUUAAUGAAGGAGAAGCAGGACUGUUUGCAAAACACAAAGCCUUUAUGCAGAGACAAUCAAGCUCCUGAGAGACACAGCAUGGCUGCCAGUGGCUCCAUCAGAUUGUGCUCAAAGCUGAAGAGAUGUUUGAAUAACAUGCAUCUGAGUAAUUAGAUUGCAGUCCCAGGUUUGAUCGUCCCAAGUGCUGUCCAGUGGCAGUACUUGCACUUGUAGACUGACACAGUGAUAGUUGAAGAGCUCUUGUGUUUUUCCUUCCAAUCUGGAUGACAAUAUUCUGUCUGUGAUUGUGUGACCCUGCUGCAUCUAAGAGGUACAUUACGGCAUGCGCUUCAGAAGCACUUUUAGCAUCACAGUGACUGUGAAACAAAUGAACUACUGUUAAGUGUCUUUAGUCUACAAAUA